Messenger RNA from Oncorhynchus keta (chum salmon), 7652 nucleotides. RefSeq names its product centrosomal protein of 170 kDa-like. Gene Ontology annotation, cellular component: centriole. Gene Ontology annotation, molecular function: protein binding. Lineage: Eukaryota; Metazoa; Chordata; Actinopteri; Salmoniformes; Salmonidae. The record is from RefSeq and is a predicted model, not a curated record. The transcript is spliced from 20 exons. Bases 449 to 5173 code for a protein of 1574 amino acids.
AUGUAUCGAAUUUAUUAGCAUAUUGUAACAACAUUUUUGAACAUCUUUGUUUUUGAUAGUUGCAUUUAUUGUAUUUGCCAAUCAAUCUGGAAAACACGCCCACCGGGUCGAGCUGGAACUGCAGACGCUGGCGACUCGUGGAGGAUGUAGGAAACUGCUAUUUGUAAGGAAAAGCGUUAUUGUUGAGCAACUGAGAGAAGACCAACGUAUAUAGGCUACUAGGUCUGGGCACCGAGAUCAGUGUACAGUUCCAUUGGAUAUUGCAAGCCUCCACCAUAAAAUCCAGCGAAAUAGAGCAGUAAAUAAAAGGAAUUCAAGUGUUGGGCCUGUGCCACUGAUAAUCAUAGCCAGCACUCCAACUGUAACCACUGGCUGUAGGCAGCUGUGUCCGACUCAUUGGAUGACUGGAGAGGCAGCACACUGAAGUAGCCUACGCCUAAGAUGACAUAUGGUUGGAGUGAGUAGCGUAGCAGAGAUGAGUCUCACAUCAUGGUUCCUGGUGAGCAGCGGGGGCACUCGUCACCGUCUGCCCCUGGAGAUGAUCUUCGUCGGCCGAGACGACUGCGAGCUCAUGCUGCAGUCGCGGAGUGUUGACAAGCAGCAUGCGGUCAUCAACUAUGAGGUGACCAGCGAUGAGCACAAAGUCAAGGACCUGGGCAGCCUGAACGGGACAUUUGUGAAUGAUGUCCGAAUUCAGGAGCAGAUGUAUGUCACUUUAAAGAUUGAUGACAAGCUGAGGUUUGGAUAUGAUAUCAACCUGUUCACGGUGGUGCGAGAGGAGAUGACUGUCCCAGAUGAGGCUCUUCAGCAUGAGAAGUUCACCAGCCAGCUCCAGCUGACUAAGAAGCACUUCAACGGUGAGCCCACCAAGUCACCUGCCAAGUCCCCCGCUAAGACCCCCAGACCAGCCGAGACCAAGGCAGCCGAGGGGACCACCAUGGAGCCAUCGGCCAAACCUGCUGAUUCACACCAGGGAGAUGACAAGAUGGCAGGGGACAUAGCAGCAUCGCACCGGGGAACACCUCUGUAUGGACAGCCAUCUUGGUGGGGGGAUGGGGAUGCAGACGACGAGAACUCCUUCAAACAGGAGACCAAGACGUGUGGGAAGAAGCAUGACAGCUCUGCAGCAGGUUACAUAAAUAAAGAGCGGGCUGUGUUCUGCCAGGGCCAGACACGGAUUCAGACUUAUGACGGCAGAGAGCCUAAGAGGAGUGAGAGGCCUAUGGAGGAUGGUCUGGGUCCUGAGCCCAGCUACUUUGAGAUCCCUACCAAGGAGUCUCAGAUGGCUGAGGACAGCAUUCAUGAAAUCCCUACUAAAGACACUGAGGGGGCUGCUGCUACCACCGCCAGUAGCGCUCAGGGCCACGCCUCACCUCACGCCUUCACCAUCGAGUUUGAUGACACCUCUCCUGGCAAGGUCAGGAUUAAGGACCAUGUGUCCAAACUGACUCCGGACCACCGGCCCCGGCCUAAGAAGGCCCCCCAGCCGGGGAGCAAGGACCUCAGCACCCUACAGGCCGCCAUGAUGGCCUCUGAGAGCAAGGUGGCUGAUUGGCUGGCCCACAAUGACCCCCCCACGGUGCGCAGUGAGUCCACAGAGGAGGACAGCAAGAGCAUCAAGAGUGAUGUCCCCGUCCACUUCCACAGGCUCAAAGGCAGCAAGCAUGAGGACGGUACCCAGAGUGACUCUGAGAACGGGAUUGGCCUGCGCUUCGGCAGCCGGAGGCUGGCUCUGGAGGAGAGGCUGAGGUCGGCGCAGGGAGGACAGGGAGGUCAGUGGGGUCGGACUACCGGCAACAGGACUACCUUCAUGAUCGAAUUCUACAACGAUGACAACCCCCGCAAGCGACGCUCCUACUCCUUCUCCCAGACUGCACCGCUGCUUGGGGGUGCGGCCAGGGAGGCUCUUUGCCCCACCCCCCCCUCCCACUCUAAGGCCCCUUCCACCAUGACCACAGACUUCAGUAAGGCCCCGUUAUCAGCGGCCCUGAUAGCCGGAGCCCCCACUGCCGCCCGAGUUCUGAUGAAGCAGAGGUCUGAGGACCAGAGCAUAGGGAGGAGCUCGGUCAGUACAGGCCACCAGACCACUGAGCCCAGCCCCAGUGAGGAGGGUCUGAGGACCCCUCGGUCUCAGGGGGACAGGGACAGGGAGCAGGAGGAUGACCAGAGUGAUAAGGGAACCUACACCAUCGAGUUGGAGAACCGCAACCCUGAGGAGGAGGAGGCCAGGCGCAUGAUAGACAAGGUGUUUGGGAUGGAGCAGAACCAGGAUCUGUCUGUCUCAGGACCAGUAGAACUACAACAAGGAGAAGGGGGGAAGAAGGAGAGGAAGACCACAGAGAUGGGACAAACGGUGAAACCAAGCUGCCUUCCAUCCGAGAGUAUGUCUGAGGACUCGGUGGCAGUGGGCAGUAGUCACUGGGUGUCUCAGUGGACCAGUCCAGCUGCAAACCACACCAGAACCGACCCAGAGGGGUCUGGUGCUGAGUCGCCUGCCUUCGUCCAUCAGCAGAGAGAAGCGGAUGCCUUUGAGUCGGGCGUUUCCAUCCGAAGUACCAGCUCUGCCACCUCCAGUCUCACCGAGCGUAAACGCAGGACCCUCCCCCAGCUCCCCAUCGACAACCCCCGGGCCAAACCAGGGAAGAGCUUGAGCGGCCUGGGCCUGCAUCGCUCAGAGAUCGGGGAGAAACAGGACACGGAGCCCCAGGAAAAGGAGAGGCAGGUGGAGAAUGAAGGAGAAAGGGCGUGUUUUACCUCCAUAGAGGAGGGGGAUAUGAUGAACCAGACCAAGGCCCCACUACAGGCCUCCUCCAAGCCCUCUCUCAGACCUAUGAGCAGCAGUGAGAAGAGGUCAGAGGAGAGGAGGAGGCGGGCGGAGGAUAGGAUUCAGCACCACAGCAAAGGAGGAGGGGACAGGGGGGAGAAGUUGGGGGGCAAGCCUCUAGUCCGUCAGGGCAGCUUCACCAUUGAGAAGCCCAGUGGUGCGGUGCCCAUCGAGCUGAUCCCUCGAAUCAAAGGUGAUGCCGGUGUCCUGGGCCGCGAGCACAGUGACUCUGUGGGCAGCAUGGACACAGCCACCCUGCUGAAGGACACAGAGGCUGUCAUGGCCUUCCUGGAGGCCAAGCUGAGGGCUGAGAACAAGCUGGACAGAGCCGACCGUGCAGGCUUCUCCCCUGAGUCAGACGUGGACACGGCCAGCACCUACAACCAGGCAGCAGGGGCGGGAGAAAAGAAACCAGCUCACCAGAAACGCCGCUCCCUCAGCAGCCUGUACAAGGAGAAGAGCAACCUGGGCUCAACCUCCAAAACCGCUGCCAGCACCAACGCUCGCGAGCGCUUGGAGAGAAAGACCAAGACCAGAACUGAUCCCAGCCGGCUAGAUGCUCGCCGCUCCGUCCAGCCUGCCUCGUCGCGGGCACGGCAACCCUCCCAGGAUCUCACAGAUGACGACCAGACCUCGUCCUUCCCCAUCUCCGACAUUCUUUCCUCUGACCAGGAGAGUUUGCAUAGUCGCACAUACGGCCGCAGCCACUUCACCUCUACGGAUGACCUGCUACAUUCCAAACUGGAAGCCAAAUCCAGCUGCAAGACCAGCUCCAGUAAGUCUAGUAAGACUCUCCAGGCCGCCACAGCUUCCUCCCUGGGGAAACAGGCCUCUCUGCCCCAGCCACGGCCUACCAGAACCUCCCUGCUCCGCCGGGCCCGGCUGGGGGACACAUCCGACACGGACCAGGCCGAUGCAGACAGGAUGUCUGUGGCCUCCGAGGUGUCCACCACCAGUUCCACAUCCAAGCCUCCAUCUGGUCGUAAAGGGCCCUCGCGGCUGGACAUGUUGGCCCAGCCCAGGAGGACACGGCUGGGCUCCAUCUCGGCCCGUAGUGACUCAGAGUGUACAGUAGGUCGGAGCAGCACCUCCUCCCCUCGCCUGUCUGCAGAGACCAUACUGCGCCUGGGCCUCCGCUCCCCCACCGACAACAAACUGGCUCCUCGCAUGAGGGCCAACAGUGUGUCCAAGCUGACCGAGGCCAAGUCCAGAAUCAGCUCCUCCAUCCACAGCACUCCCUCAGCCUCUAACAGGUGGAGACGAUUGCCCCCAGAGUAUGGAUCCACCUCCGAGGAGGAGUUUGGCUCCAACAGGACCUCCCCCAAACCCGGGCGCCCCCUGCGCCCACACCCGGUCCUGAGGGGUACCAGACUGGGGGUCUCCACCGGCAUCCUUAACUCUGGUCAGGUUGGCCCUGGAGGCGUGGUCCUGAAACACCGCAUGAGGGAACAACAGGAGGAGUACGCCAAGGACUGGACCGCACACAGCGAGGAGAUUGCCAGGAUCAGUCAAGACCUGACCAAGGACCUGGCCAUCCUCGCCCGGGAGAUCCACGAUGUGGCCGGAGAGAUCGACUCGGUCAGCUCCUCUGGCACGGCUCCCAGCACCACAGUCAGCACCGCCGCCACCACACCCGGCUCCACCCAGGAAGUGGUAGGCCGCACGCAGGAAGGCACGCAGGAGGGCUUGCAAAAGCUGAUUGACUGUGUGUUUGACGAGAGCCUCAACUUCAGGAAGAUCCCUCCCAUGGUGCAGAACAAGGCCCCUGAGAUUAACGGACGCCCUGUAGAGCGCCGCCCCCGCGCCCCAGACAGCCUGGACUGCGUCCUCCAGAGACGCACAUGGAACAGAGAUGAGGCGGUGUUGGACAGUCUGCUGCUCACAUCUGUCUCUCAGCUGUCAGCCCAAAUCAGACAGUCUGUUGACAAAACAGCAGGAAAAAUACGAAUAUUGUUCAAAGACAAGGACAGGAAUUGGGAUGAGAUUGAGAGCAAACUCCGAUCUGACAGCGACAUACCACUCGUCAAAACCUCCAACAAGGACAUCUCCUCUAUCGUCUUGGAGCUGAAGAGAGUGGAGAAGCAGCUACAAGUGAUAAAUAUCAUGGUGGAUCCUGAAGACACCCUGGAUGCCCUGAGCAGCCUUGACCUGACCAGCCCCCUUACACCCAAGCCCUCUCCUGGUUCUCAGGGGCCCCAGAAGACCCUCCCAGGCCCUGCAGCCAGGGGCUACACCGCCUCCUCGGCACCCACUGAGGGGUCAGGGUCUGUGUCAGCCAGAGACCUGGGAAGCCUGCACUUCAACCGCAUCCACCCCAGUGGAGAAGAGAGUCCCAUCACUCAGAAGUGAGGAGGUUCCCACCCUCUGAUGCUUCAUAUAUAGAACACCUGCCUCAAAGAACAAUUUGCCCUCUUUCGGGAUAAUAUUUCAGAAUGAACCUCUACCACCCUAGUAACCUACCAAAGCUAACAGUAAAGAGGUUUUUUAUGCCAAGUUUCCAAACGUGAAAUAAGUGUACAGUGGAGCAAACUCAAAAUGUUUCUUAUUCUAUUUUGAAUGGUAAUUGAUCUGUUUUGCUGGUAAUCUGUUUUCUAUCUAUUUUCUGCACAUUUGUCUAAAAUACUGAAUUUCAACUUCUCUGAGCAAUUCUGUACCCAGAGAAUCUUAUACAUUGUUAUGGUGAAAUGCAAUACACAUGAAAACAUGUUUUUACUGUUUGAAACGAUUUAAGACUGUUACAGUACCAUGUUAAACUAUGUUACAGUACAGUAAUGCUUGUAUGUAGCCUAAACGAUUUGUUUUUGGAAUGCGACGCAAACGGACCUCCGUUGGCUCCGUUUGCAUAGACAUUGAUUAGAGCCCUUAAGCCUGGUCCUUGACCUGAAUGACAUAUUUCAUAUGAUUUGCAUUACUUGAUAUUUUUCCUGUUAUGACUAUGCGGUAUCUUUGUAAACUGGAAGUGAAAAGGAAAAUGUGACAUUGACCGGAUCUUUUUCAUCUUGGACUGUUCUGAGUCCCUCUUUACUGUAGUAUUUCAUACAGUAACAUGAGUCCAUAAUGGUGUACCAGAUGUACACUCUGAAUGGCCUUUGUUGGAGAGAGCAGGUUGGUCUUCUACCAAGAGGACCUCUGUCUGUUUAGUGUUGAUUUACAAGGACUUUAAAUUGGUCUUUGAAAUUGUAUGAAACAACAUGACUGCAACAAGGUUACCGUCAAACCUUCAUUAACUGUAACCACUGUCAUUAAAGACAGUUAGUGUCAAACCUUCAUUAACUGUAACCACUGUCAUUAAAGACAGUUAGUGUCAAACCUUCAUUAACUGUAACCACUGUCAUUAAAGACAGUGUCAAACCUUCAUUAACUGUAACCACUGUCAUUAAAGACAGUUAGUGUCAAAGCUUCAUUAACUGUAAUCACUGUCAUUAAAGACAGUGUCAAACCUUCAUUAACUGUAACCACUGUCAUUAAAGACAGUUAGUGUCAAAGCUUCAUUAACUGUAACCACUGUCAUUAAAGACAGUUAGUGUCAAACCUUCAUUAACUGUAACCACUGUCAUUAAAGACAGUUAGUGUCAAAGCUUCAUUAACUGUAACCACUGUCAUUAAAGAAAGAAGUCACUGUCAGUUGCAUUAACUGUAACCACUGUCAUUAAAGACAGAAGUUACUGUCAACGUUGCAUUAACUGUAACCACUGUCAUUAAAGACAGAAGUUAGUGUCAACGUUGCAUUAACUGUAACCACUGUCAUUAAAGACAGAAGUUACCGUCAAAGUUGCAUUAACUGUAACCACUGUCAUUAAAGAAAGAAAUUACUGUCAAAGUUGCAUUAGCUAUAUCCACUGUCAUUAAAGACAGAAGUUACUGUCAAAGUUGCAUUAACUGUAACCACUGUCAUUAAAGACAGAAGUUAGUGUCAACGUUGCAUUAACUGUAACCACUGUCAUUAAAGACAGAAGUUAGUGUCAACGUUGCAUUAACUGUAACCACUGUCAUUAAAGACAGAAGUUACCGUCAAAGUUGCAUUAACUGUAACCACUGUCAUUACUACAUAUAUGAAUGAUGAUCAUAAGACUAUAGCAAGCCUUUUACUGACAUUGAAUCACUCACUAUUCUACAUUUCCAUACGGGAGGAUGUUGUCAUGUACUCAUACAGUAUGUGUGUAUAGACUUGACAUCCUCACUGCGUUUGCUGCUUCUCUUUAGUUCCCUUUUGGAGGGUUAGCCUGACCAUUUUACAAGCCUUUCGUGUAAAGUUAUGUGUCGUCGUAUAAAAUGUAUUCAAGUUCGUGCAACCGUAUUUAGAUACUUAAGCAAUAGUGAAGUUAGGUACCAGAAAACAUGCUCCAUCUUUUCUGCUUCAUAUUCAGACUUUGAUGUCACUAAGUGCCCAGUUUGAAUAGUAAAAUAGCAUAACGUUUUUUAAGAUGAGGAAUCAUCAAGAGUGGAAUGAAAUGGUAUAAUUGGUCAAACGUGUCAAAGGCUCUUCAAGUGUCACCGUCAGUGGUUUUAGGAUUCAAAAGGACAAAAGCAAAAACCUAAAUGGAACAGCUGAUAUCAGAAUGAGAUGCCUCUGUACCUGUCCUCUGCACACCAUCAUGUUUGUCAGUAUAUUACAUGAAAGAGAGAAAGUGAUGGGAAUACUGAAGUGCUCGAGACACUUUCUGUUCAUUUGAAAGUUUACACAUCUUAUCAGUGUUUUACUUUUCUGUUUCAUGUUUUGUAUAAACCACCAUUUUAUUUAUUUUGUUGAUUCAAUGUAUUUUAUUGUUGUAAUUCAUGUUUUUUGUUAUGUUACUUUUUUUCAAUGAAAUAAAAUGUUUAGAUUCUU